Diabrotica virgifera virgifera (western corn rootworm) is the source of this 1825-nucleotide messenger RNA. RefSeq names its product zinc finger CCCH domain-containing protein 3 (gene ZC3H3). The coding region runs from base 128 to 1738 and encodes 536 amino acids. NCBI's taxonomy places the organism in Eukaryota, Metazoa, Arthropoda, Insecta, Coleoptera, Chrysomelidae. Gene Ontology annotation, molecular function: metal ion binding. The transcript is spliced from 6 exons. Gene Ontology annotation, cellular component: nucleus. The record is from RefSeq and is a predicted model, not a curated record.
AUAUCAUUUGUCAUUAUAUUAUAGACUUCACAGGGUGUGAAUCGUGUGAAUGUUAAAUUUUAAAAGAAAAUUGUAAUAGCUUAUCUUAAAUUGUAAUAAAUUAUUCCGCACCAGUGAAGAAGUCAAUAUGCAAAGCCAUAUAGGUUCAAGUUUAAAUGACCCUGAUGUGCCCUUUCCAAACAAAUAUGUUUAUAUUAAACAAAAUUUCAUUCUUGAUGGUGGACAACAACCAGUACCAUCGAAAGUUUUAGUUAACCCACAUUUUAGCAGAAAAGUAUUUGUGAAUCCAAAUUACAACCCAAACAAUAACACAAUUGUACCAGGAAAGAUACAUAUCAAUCCCAACGUGGCCAUGCAAAAAGAAAAUAUUUCUAAUAAAAUUCAUGUAAAUCCAAAAGUUAUCAACAGCAUUGGAGCUCCAACAACAUUAGAACCAAUCAAACAACCGAUUACAUAUUCUUCGAAAACUAAGUUGGUAAGAAAACCACUUAAAGAACAACCUAGUUCUUUAUCUAAGAGAAGUAGAAGAUCAUCAGUUUAUUCAAAAUUUAAAAUUGUCAAGUCUUCAGCUGUAACUAAGCCAGGUGAAAUGAAGAUAAAGAGUAAACUAUUGUUUAAUACAAAGUACAAACUAAAAAGAAUCAAUGCAAGCAACUCGAAUAAAUAUUUGAUUCCACAAAGUGUUCAACUUGGUAAUAAGUACAAACUAGAUAGGAGAUCAAGAUCAGUCAGCAGUUCCAGAUCUAGAUUUGUUUUUGCUAACAGAUUUCUUAGUAUUAGUGAUAUCGCUAAAAAAGUACCUUUAAGAACAAAAAGUCUAGUCAAUAUCUCAGGAAUUUUCUACAAAAAAUCACCAAAUAAAUUACAACGAACAUUAUCGUCACCUAAAGACAAAAAGAAAACAACAAAAGAUGCUAACACUUUAAAGAAAAACAGAUUUAAAAUCGUCAGACAACCAGAGAACAAAUCAGCUUUGGAAAAGAAGAAUUCUAGGAUUACUUCUAGAUACUCGAGUAGGAAGAAUAUUUCAGUAGAAAAGUUAAAGAAGUGCAAUAUCCCUUGUCCUUAUUAUAGAAAGUUUGGAAAAUGUAAAGGAAAAGAACUCGGAAAAUGUCCCAGGAAACAUGAUCCUGAUCAAAUUGCACUGUGUACAAAAUUUCUACAGGGUGCAUGUAUCGAUCCAAAAUGUUUGCUCUCCCACAAUGUAUCACCAGAAAAGAUGCCUACGUGCAAGUACUACCUGGAAGGAUUGUGCUCCAAAGACUGUUGUCCAUACCUACAUGUUAAAAUAAGCCCUAAAGCUGACAUUUGCAGAGAUUUUUUGGAAGGAUUUUGUAUAAAGGCGUCACAGUGUGACAAACGUCACCAGUUUUUGUGUCCAGAUUUCGAGAAGAACGGUACUUGCCAUAAGCCGAGAUGUUCCUAUCCACAUGGUAGAAUGGUAAGAAAAUAUUCAGUUUUCAAUAAGAAUAAAUUUGCCAAGAAAUCUUCCAAACAUAUUAAUGAAAAUGCCUCAACAUCUAAAGACCGACCAGUAACAUUAGUUAAUAAAAAAGAAGAAACGACUGAAAUAGAAUCAGUAAAUACCAGAUAUUAUUCAGAUAAAAACAAAGAAAAUGUACAAAAGUGUGAAAAUGGUGAAUCUUCUGUUGAGGUCGAUUCAAAUCAUCCAGUUAAUUUUAAAACAAGACCUAGGUUAGGAGAGUUACCUUCUUUUAUAUCAUUUGGAGAUUCAUGAUGAACAUUUCUUGGCAAUACUUGUAGUUUUAAUUUUAUAUAAAAAAUGUAUGUAUUUUUGAUUAAUAAAUAAAGACAAUAUUUUAAA